Molecule: messenger RNA, 2136 nt
Organism: Vombatus ursinus (common wombat)
Lineage: Eukaryota; Metazoa; Chordata; Mammalia; Diprotodontia; Vombatidae
Product: tumor protein p63-regulated gene 1-like protein
Exons: 5
Coding region: 3-833 (276 amino acids)
Cellular component (GO): synaptic vesicle; cytoplasm
Source: RefSeq, a predicted model, not a curated record
CCAUGCUGCAGCUGCGGGAUUCGGUGGACUCGGCGGGCACGAGCCCCACGACGCUGAUUCCGACCCACGGCGGCGUGGGCGUGACCGCGCCGGGCGCGGGGCUCGGGCCGGGCGGCGGGGCCGGGGGCAGGACCCCGAUGCGCCAAACGCUGUGGCCGUUCAGUGUGCACGACCCCACGCGCCGCGCCCGCGUCAAGGAGUACUUCGUGUUCCGGCCUGGGACCAUCGAACAAGCUGUAGAAGAAAUCCGUUUAGUGGUCCUGCCCACGGAGGAUGGAGAGGUGCAGGGAGUGUGGCUGCUGACAGAGGUUGACCAUUGGAACAAUGAAAAGGAGCGGCUGGUUCUCAUCACAGACCAAUCCCUGCUGAUCUGUAAAUAUGACUUCAUUAAUCUACAGUGCCAGCAGGUGGUUAAAAUAUCAUUAAAUGCAAUUGAUACCAUUUCUUAUGGAGAGUUUGAGUUUCCUCCUAAGUCACUGAACAAGCGAGAAGGUUUUGGGAUUCGAAUUCAGUGGGAUAAGCAAAGCCGCCCCUCCUUCAUAAACAGAUGGAAUCCCUGGUCCACAAAUCUGCCUUAUGCCACUUUUAUAGAGCAUCCGAUGGCAGAUGCUGAUGAGAAGAUUGCAUCUCUUUGCCAAUUGGAAAGCUUCAAGGCUCUAUUAAUUCAAGCUGUCAAGAAGGCCCAGAAGGAAUUCCCUUUACCAGGUCGAGCCAGUGGAGUGCUGGUCUUGGAGCGUCCUCUUCUCAUUGAGACCUAUGUGGGGCUCAUGUCCUUUAUCAACAAUGAGGCCAAGCUAGGCUACUCUAUGUCAAGAGGCAAAAUCGGCUUCUAAACUACGUUUCACAAUCCACGUGCUAUAGAAGUUGUCUUUUGGGUGUUGUGACUUUAAAGGAGAUCACCUGAAAGGUAGAUGGAGGACCCAGGGUGUGCUUGUAGUUAAGAAGAUAUGUAAUAGUUACUUACCUCUAAGGUUAUGAAUAGUAAAAUGAAUUACAGACUUCAGAUAUCAGAUACUCGGCAACAAUACAAGCUAUACACAAAGGGCAAAUUGAAUCCAGUUGUCAGUUGUAUUAGCUGGUAUUUUAUUUUCUAAUUACUUCUAGUGCUUUUUCUUGAGUGUGUGGAUUUUGCUUCUUUUGACAUUUCCCAAUGCAGCCACUCUAGCAUGAUCACAAAAAGAUCAGAAUGACCUCACUUAGAAUGUAAUGUAACGUUAAUCAUAUACAAGAAGAGCUACCUGAUGUCUAGUGCCUGUAGCUACAAACGUUUACACUUAGUGUCAAUUUUAAUUUUUUUUUUUUUUUUUUUAAGAAAAAAAAGCUUCUUUUUUUUUUUCCUUUUAAGAAGCCAAAUGCAAAAGUAGCCAACAGACCAGUCUAUCUUAGCUGGACUGAGUCUUGCCUUUGUUAGCUACUGUUGUGGAUGACAGUAGUUGUUUUGUAAAUAUAAUUUUGGUCUGAAGUCAAACUUUUUCUAGAAUGAAUCUAAAUUGUGUUAAUAUUUAUGCUACCAUAUACGGGCCCAAAGAGGUUUAUGGGGGGGAAAUCACUUUAAGACAACCGGUUUUAUUAGACAGUCACCUUGAUAAUUCUUUGCACAUGAUUUUAUUAACAUAUAUGCUAAGUUUUUUAUUGCCAUAUGAGUAUUUAAAAGGGAAUUGAUUCGCUUUGCUCUUCGAGUACUGCACUUUUUAAAGGCCUCCUGUUAGACUAGCACUAAGCAACUAAUGUCUAAUAUGGUUAUCCGUGUGUAGGUAGGUCAGAACAUUGCACUCACUUUAUCCAAGCUUUUAUGUCCUGGUGUGAAUAAUAUAGUUGAAGAUGAUAGCCUUUUACAAAUCGAAUUGUUGCUAGACUUCUUAGAAGAAUAAGGAUCCUGUCUGCCACAAAAUAUAGUCUAAUUGUUUAUAAACUUUCCAUGCUGUCUGACCAGCUUCUUGGUUGGUGUGUGUAUGUGUGUGUGUUCGAACCCUUCGUUUUUAAGCCUCAGACUUAAUUGUUAGCUUGUCAGAUGACUGGCAUGUGUGUGUCUGGAAUGCAAUACAAUGCAUGUCCAAAAUAGAAAGACUGUUUGAGAAAACACCUGUGUCUCUAGCUUCUGUUUCUAAUCUUGUAGUAAAGAUGAACCCACCUUUA